GCUUUGUAGGGAGCUUCCCUUGCUCAUCGAUGACGAAAAAGCAGGGGCGUGUCUAGGGAUCCUACGGACUGGCAAAGAUGGCAGCCUGCGUGAGACAGGACCUGACCCAACUGAUGAAUUCUAGUGGGUCUCAUAAGGAUCUGGCCGGGAAGUACCGGCAGAUAUUAGAAAAGGCUCUCCAGCUUCCCGGACCAGAGCAACUUGAGGCUCUGAAAGCAUUUGUUGAAGCAAGUAGGUUUAAUGUGGUCAAUGAGAAUGUCAGCUUGGUGAUAUCACGUCAGCUAUUGACGGACUUCUGCACGCACCUUCCCAGUCUUCCCGAUGGAAUUGCCAAGGAGAUCUACCACUUCACCCUCGAGAAGAUCCAACCCAGAGUCAUUUCUUUUGAGGAACAGGUUGCAUCAAUCAGACAGCACUUGGCAUCAAUUUAUGAGAAGGAAGAAGACUGGAGAAAUGCAGCCCAGGUUCUUGUUGGGAUACCAUUGGAAACUGGACAGAAGCAAUAUAACGUUGACUACAAACUGGAGACCUAUCUAAAAAUUGCCCGGCUGUAUCUGGAGGAUGAUGACCCGGUCCAGGCCGAAGCUUACAUUAAUCGGGCUUCCUUGUUACAGAACGAGUCUACCAAUGAGCAGCUCCAAAUCCAUUACAAGGUUUGCUAUGCCCGUGUUCUUGACUACAGGCGGAAGUUUAUUGAAGCUGCACAGAGGUACAAUGAGCUGUCAUACAAAACCAUCGUCCAUGAAAGCGAGAGAAUGGAAGCGUUAAAGCAUGCGUUGCACUGCACCAUCUUGGCGUCUGCAGGACAACAGCGUUCCAGAAUGCUGGCGACCCUGUUCAAAGAUGAACGGUGCCAACAGCUUGCAGCCUAUGGCAUUCUGGAGAAGAUGUACCUGGACAGAAUCAUCAGGGGCAACCAGCUCCAAGAGUUUGCUGCCAUGCUCAUGCCUCAUCAAAAAGCAACCACUGGAGAUGGGUCCAGUAUUUUGGACAGAGCUGUUAUAGAGCACAACUUGUUGUCAGCAAGCAAACUGUACAACAACAUCACCUUUGAGGAGCUUGGAGCCUUGUUAGAGAUCCCAGCUGCUAAGGCGGAAAAAAUAGCUUCUCAGAUGAUUACAGAGGGUCGAAUGAAUGGGUUUAUCGACCAGAUUGAUGGUAUUGUACAUUUUGAAACACGUGAAGCUUUACCGACAUGGGAUAAACAAAUUCAGUCGUUGUGUUUCCAAGUAAAUAACUUAUUAGAAAAGAUUAGCCAGAUCGCACCAGAGUGGACAGCGCAAGCCAUGGAGGCUCAAAUGGCACAGUGAAAAACUCACUCCUGCAAAAGCAUUUUAUUUUUCCUGCUGUUGAACUUUGUUCCCUCCUGCCUGUCACAUAUGGCUGGUUCAACGACAAUACAGAAAUAAACUUUAAGUUGUGUUGACUUAUUCAGAGAAA
Messenger RNA from Spea bombifrons (plains spadefoot toad), 1440 nucleotides. It is a transcript of the gene COPS4, whose product is annotated as COP9 signalosome subunit 4. NCBI's taxonomy places the organism in Eukaryota, Metazoa, Chordata, Amphibia, Anura, Pelobatidae. The transcript is spliced from 10 exons. Bases 78 to 1310 code for a protein of 410 amino acids. The record is from RefSeq and is a predicted model, not a curated record. Gene Ontology annotation, cellular component: cytosol; COP9 signalosome.